Messenger RNA from Amaranthus tricolor (Joseph's coat), 1679 nucleotides. Its product is annotated as alpha/beta hydrolase domain-containing protein WAV2-like. NCBI's taxonomy places the organism in Eukaryota, Viridiplantae, Streptophyta, Magnoliopsida, Caryophyllales, Amaranthaceae. Gene Ontology annotation, molecular function: palmitoyl-(protein) hydrolase activity; serine-type peptidase activity. The record is from RefSeq and is a predicted model, not a curated record. The coding region runs from base 250 to 1200 and encodes 316 amino acids. Gene Ontology annotation, biological process: proteolysis. Gene Ontology annotation, cellular component: membrane. The transcript has 8 exons.
AUCAUGAGAACAUAAUGAAGCCACAAGAUUAAGAGUAAGAUUUAAGAAAGAAAGGAACAAAAAAUAGAAUAAUAGUAAAGGGUAGGACAUCAAAGUUCAAACUCAGGCUUUUAAAUUUGGGUUUCCAGAAUGCCAAAGCAUGUCUUUACAGCUCCAACAAGGUGAGAACUUAGAACUCUGAAACAAAAAGCAACCAAAUCGAAAAUCGGAAUUCUCUGAGCUUCAUCAUUUUUCCUAAGAUAAGCGUUAAUGGUGUCGUACGUGAAUGCAUUAUUGUAUGGCGUUGGAGGAAUUGUAGUUGCAGGAAUGGCUUUAUUGGUAGCUUUCCAAGAUCGUCUUGUCUAUGUACCAGUCUUGCCUGGUCUUACGAAGUCGUACCCGAUAAAUCCAGCUCGUUUGCGACUUAUUUAUGAAGAUGUUUGGCUCAGAUCUUCAGACGGUGUUAAACUUCAUGCUUGGUUCAUCAAGCUUCUUCCUGACUGCCGAGGUCCAACUAUAAUGUUCUUUCAAGAAAAUGCUGGAAAUAUUGCUCACCGGCUUGAAAUGGUUCGGAUUAUGCUACAGAAGUUGCAGUGUAAUGUUUUCAUGUUGUCUUACAGAGGUUAUGGUGCUAGUGAUGGCUAUCCUUCUCAACAUGGAAUCACCAUGGAUGCUCAGGCUGCGUUGGAUCACCUAAUGCAGAGGACUGAUAUAGACACAUCCCAGAUUAUUGUCUUUGGAAGGUCACUGGGUGGUGCUGUUGGAGCUGCUCUCACCAAGAACAAUCCAGAGAAGAUUUCUGCCUUAAUUCUGGAAAAUACAUUCACAUCAAUUUUGGACAUGGCUGGAGUUUUACUGCCUUUUUUGAAGUGGGUUAUUGGUGGAAGCACUGCCAAAGGUCUUAAGAUUAUGAACUUUCUAGUUCGAUCCCCGUGGAGUACCAUUGAUAUUAUUGGGCAGAUCAAACAGCCUAUCCUCUUUAUCUCUGGAUUGCAAGAUGAGAUGGUUCCUCCUAUUCAUAUGAAAAUGCUAUAUGCCAAAGCAGCUGCACAUAAUAAACAAUGCUAUUUUGUGGAAUUUCCUUCUGGCAUGCAUAUGGAUACGUGGCUUACUGGCGGAGACCGUUAUUGGAGAACAAUUCAACACUUUAUGGAACAACAUGUUUCUGGAAGAAAACAUGAUGGGUCUAACUCCAGAAGCAGUGAUUCUCAAUCUAGUUAAGCAGUUGUCGCCAGAAAUUGUCGAAGAUGAAUCUUUCAGGCACGUGACAGGAAUUCCUUUUACCCAAUAUAUCAACGUGUAAAAGCUACUAUUUGCUAAGGGUUGCAAAUCUUGGUGUCGAUAUUUGAACUUAUGGCGAGAAAGUGUAAUGAACAUUGGUUACUGACAAAUAUUUUGGUGAGCAACCCGUGUUCUUCGUGCAGUAUUAGAAACUAGAACGUAAGCAAGGGAUACGACGCAAAACAUACAAUGUAUAGUUUUUGCUCUGAAGUAACUCAUUGUUUUUCCAUUGCUAGUGUAACUUCAUACUAAUAUUAAUAUCCUUUGAUUUUAGUAGAUUGGGAUUUUAGGAUCUCAUUACAAUGUUGAUCAAGUAUGUAACAAUUUAACUUGACCAAGACUUAGAUGCUGGAUUGUUGUUAUCGUCGUGUGGGAUCUUGUUUGCUUCGUUAAGUAGAUUUCGAUAAGAAUUUUCUCUU